UUAUUUUUAUAAUAACAUAACUCACCACUAGUAUUUGUUAAAUGCAUAAAAACAAAAAAUCUAAAGUGAUUUCCUGUUUGAUUAAUUAAUAAAAUGUCAUCAUUCUGUUCAAAAGCAUCUUUAAUUUUAAGAAGAAAAAUGGCUGAGAUUCAGCCAUUGUUGAAUAACUAUCAACAGGAAAACGAUGAAGAAUUACAACAGCAGCAGCAGCCAAUGAUUGUAGCACACAACAACAACAUUAAUGUCAGAAAUCGUAGAAUUGCUUCUCUCGAUGUUUUCCGCGGUCUGUCUAUCUUUCUUAUGGUGCUAGUGGAUUAUGCGGGUUCUAGUUUACCUGCUAUUUCACAUGCCCCGUGGAAUGGUCUACACUUAGCAGACAUUGUCAUGCCUAUGUUUCUUUUCGCUGCUGGAGUAUCUCUUGCAAUUGUAUACAAGCAUCAGAAAGUUCAAAACAGAUACGAAGCCACAUGGAAAGCACUAGUAAGAGCAGCGAAACUUUUUCUUCUUGGUGUUUUUCUUCAAGGUGGCUACCUGCAUGGGAUUACUUCUUUAACAUACGGUGUUGAUGUUGAGACAAUACGUUUGCUCGGAAUUCUUCAGAGGAUAGCAAUUGGAUAUCUUGCCGCAGCAGUGUGUGAAAUAUGGCUUCCACGUCAAACCUGGAGAAAGGAAGCAUGCUUGAGGAAUUAUAUAUGGCAUUGGUGUGCUGUAUUUUUCUUGUGUGCCAUCUACAUCGGAUUGACAUAUGGCUUGUACGUUGCAGAUUGGCAAUUUAAAGACUUAAAUUCGCUAUCUUCUUUAGUUUCAGAAAAUGGAACUGCUAUUCAUACUGUGAAAUGUUCUGUUAGAGGUGAUCUUAGGCCUGCCUGCAAUGCUGCAGGAAUGAUAGACCGAUAUGUUCUUGGCAUAGAUCAUCUAUAUCAAAAGUCUGUUUACAGAAACCUGAAGGAAUGUAAUAUAUCAAAGGGUGGUCAAGUUCCAGAAUCUUCGCCUUCAUGGUGUCAUGCCCCUUUUGAACCUGAAGGCAUAUUAAGCUCUUUAACAGCUUCUGUGGCCUGCAUAAUUGGACUUCAAUAUGGUCACAUUUUGACCGAAAUACAGGGCCAUAAAGAUCGACUUUACAACUGGUGCCUGAUGUCAUUUUUGUUUUUAGUUCUUGGAUCCAUACUUGCUCUCGCAGGUAUUCCUGUAAAUAAAUCUUUGUACACUAUCAGUUACAUGCUGGUAACUUCAGCAGCAUCAGGAAUCACAUUUUGUGCAUUAUAUCUAGUGGUAGAUGUUUAUGGAUGGAGGCACAUAACGUUCGCCUUGGAAUGGAUGGGGAAACAUUCUUUAAGCAUUUUUAUUCUCGUCGCAUCAAACUUAUUUGUCAUUGCACUUCAAGGAUUCUACUGGAAAUCACCUCAUAAUAACAUCAUAUACUGGAUUGUGUCGCACGUUGUACAAAAAUAGCAACUCGGUGUAACUUGUUUUGCCUAUUGGUAUCGCUUUCCUAUACAUUCACACCAUUUAUUGCAAAGUGCCUUACACAAAGAGAUCGUGUAUUACGAUAUAUCAGGCUCAUGAUCUAACAUAUAGUUGUACACUUAUUAUACACAACUUUUAUACUCGUAAUAACUUUUUAGAGAUAGUUAUAGACUAGUUUUGUGUCUUCUUGGUCUGUAAUCCUUGAAUCUCAGAAAGAAAACUAGAUAAAAAGAAACAAUAUCUGAAUCUCUCUUUAUACAA
Erigeron canadensis is the source of this 1728-nucleotide messenger RNA. Its product is annotated as heparan-alpha-glucosaminide N-acetyltransferase-like. The transcript has 13 exons. The record is from RefSeq and is a predicted model, not a curated record. Lineage: Eukaryota; Viridiplantae; Streptophyta; Magnoliopsida; Asterales; Asteraceae. Bases 94 to 1452 code for a protein of 452 amino acids.